Molecule: messenger RNA, 3255 nt
Organism: Tyto alba (common barn owl)
Lineage: Eukaryota; Metazoa; Chordata; Aves; Strigiformes; Tytonidae
Gene: GLOD5
Product: glyoxalase domain containing 5
Exons: 4
Coding region: 1119-1790 (223 amino acids)
Source: RefSeq, a predicted model, not a curated record
AGGGUUCUUAGGGACACCACCAUGCUGGGCAGGAACAGCCUUUCCCUGAGCUCCAGCUGUGGGGUUUCCACCUCAGCUCUGCCUUCUCCGGUGUGAGUAAACCCACAGGGACCUCCAGGACAAGGAAGACACAAAGGCAGUGUCGCAUGACCCAGGAUUAGCUUGUCUCACCUACUCAGCCUCACCGUUGCCAGCUGACAGUAGGCAAUAACCCAUGAAGUAGCUUUGGGGGAAAUUCUGUGGGCCAGCUUGGACAAUUAGGGGAGAAAAAUCCAAAAAAGGUUGUACAAAAAGGAUAGAGGCGCUUUGGUUGCUCCUUCCCACAGCGACCCACAGAUGUCCUUUCCCUUGACCAGAGGCAAAAAAUCAUUUUCAUCUAUUUCCACGUAUCAGAAAUUUGGGGGUUAUUUGGCACGUUGCUGCACACAGUGAAGCGUGGGCAGCUUGGGUCAGAAGGUCUAGGCAGAACAGUUUUAACACAGAAUGUCCUGUGCCUUGAACCACUUGCCCGGCAGCUUGAACCACUCACUCCUCUGGAGCCAACUGCCCAGAGAGCUUCAGACCUUUCAAAACUCCAUUUUAUUUUUGACAGGCUUAGGUUUUGUAGAGGAAGAAAAAGAAAAUCUCUAAGUCCGCCUCAGGCCACAGAGAACCCAUUUGGACAUGUCUGUUUGCAGGAAGAGGUGUCCAAAAAGAUGCCCAAAGCUGUGCACAUCACAUUUCUAUUGCUCUUUGCUACAUAUUGACUGUUAGCAUGGCACCUACAGCUCACAAAGCUUUUAUUAGUAGGAGCUUGCAGUGCUCCCAGGGACAGCAAGUGCCUAGCAGGGCAAUAAGGCCUCAGCAUGUAGCACAGUAGAAAAUAAUCUUGGUGGGAAGGAGGUGAACAGGCACGUUGCCUGCUGCCAGGGAGGUGGGGAGCCUGCUGCAGCUGCUUGCCACAGCUCCUCUUCUCCAGGGAUAUCUUUGCUUCUUCUCAACAGUAAGUCACCCCAGCCUGAGCACUGAGCUCAACUGUGCGCUUGAAUACAGCACAUUGACACAUCUUUCCAUGGCCAGGGGAAAGCUAUGUGGCUAAAACAGCCAGACUCCUUUUCUGGGUUUUUUCAAGCAGCUCUAUGUCAUUGGACUUUGAGGUCCUUUGGGUCAAGGUACGCCUCUGCGAGGAGCAGUGCUCAGAGCUCCUGUUUCUAAUCUCAUCGGGUUUUUUCCCCCCCUGUUCUGUUGUGACGUUGCUGCUCACACAGCUCAGCUCCGGGCAGCAGCAAGAGGACGGUCAUAAGGGAACCACCCGGCACCACCUUGCCCAGCUAUUCAUCCUCUCUUGCAGCCCUGAGAUAAUGUCCUGGAAGGAGGAGUGUAUGAGUCCAACCUCAUGCUUCAUCCAGCGUCUGGACCACCUUGUGUUGACUGUGAAGAGCAUUGAGGACACUGUGGCCUUUUAUUCCAAAGUCUUGGGCAUGGAGGUGGUGACUUUCAAGGGAAAUCGCAAAGCUUUACAUUUUGGCAACCAGAAGUUUAACUUGCAUGAGGUUGGAAAGGAGUUUGAACCCAAGGCUCGGUGCCCGGUCCCCGGCUCUGCAGAUAUCUGCCUUAUCACACAAGUGCCCCUGGACCAGCUGCUGGAUCAUGUGAAGGCCUGUGGGGUGAUGAUUGAAGAAGGUCCCGUGGCCAGAACUGGUGCUGUGGGUCCAGUAACAUCCAUCUACUUCCGAGAUCCUGAUGAGAACCUGGUCGAGGUUGCCAGGUACCGCACAGAGGCUACUGCAGUCAGCGGAGGGCAACCCUAACCACCACCCGUACCCUGCCUGUGUCCCGGCAGCAGACAGAAUGCAGAGGCCAGGCUUUCGGUGGCUGCUUUACAGGUUCAAGCUUUGAUUUUUGCAAACCUAGGACAAAGCCUCAAAUCCCAGCCAUAAAAGUAGGGCUGCAUGAACCUCGAGAGAUUUCCCAAGGCAGCCUGCUCAGCUCUCACCCCUGGGUGUGAAUCCUACUUUUAUAAAUCACCAUCAACGGAGACUUGACGACCCUCUUGGAAGAUCUGUCCUGCUGCUGCUGCACUGAUCUUGUUGGGACAUUUUUCCUAAUGUCUGACACUCCUUUUACUGCAGUUGAAACCCCUCAUUUCUACACUGUCCACCAUGAACACAAAAGAACCUCAUCACAGGCACUUUUACACAGCUGAAGAUUUCCAUCUCCCUUCCUCUCCAUCCGCCUGCUUGGCUUGACUCAGGCUGGCUGGCACUGGUAGAUCUCACAUCAAGCUGGUGGUGACUGCUGCAACCCACUCCCUGCCUGGCAACUGGGAACUCGGCCUCGGUGUCUGACACGCAACGUGCUCCUGAGGCUGAAGCUCCGUGCCUCCUACUCAACUCUGCAUAAAUAGUUACAGGGUUCCUGUCACCUGGGAUGGGAAAAUGCAGAGAUGAGAUGGCUGCGUGGAGGGGAGAGGGUCUAAAGUCAGUGAGGUCACCCAGAUUUAUGCAGGGAGGAGGGGGAAAUAAGGUGCUGAGAAGACACUGGCAUCAGGCAGAACACAUUGGCACCCCUUGCAGCCCAGUCUGCUUGCCCUGUUUUCCCAGUAAGGCAACAACAGGACUUUGCUCCGGCCCCUGCACCAGCUGCCUGUGUCUGGCCUGCAGAUCCCGCUGCCAAGGGAAGGAUGCAGCCUUGUGCUGCACCUGGAGGGGUUUGCUCCUCCUUUCCAUCCCCAAGCAUGACACUUUCCUGUGGACUCUCUCUCUCAGUCAUUCAUUUUUGGCCCAGCAGCCUCCUUACAAAACUUGACACACACACACCCCCCCACCUUGGCAACAUGUCCAGAGCUUGGAAGAUCCUCUGGACCAGGGAGACUAAGGCCAACACUCUCGCCUUCCUCUACCCAGAAGAGGCAUCCAGAGCUGCUCCAGGAUGGUGCGGAGGGAUGCAGGACUCAUCCCCCUGAGGAAGGUUUGUCAGCAGAGCUGGGGCAGGGCUCCACCGCAGCACAGUCUGCUUGGACUCCGGCGGCCCUCCGUUACUUCUGGGACUGUCCCCUGCUUUCUGCUUUCUUGAAUUAUUUAAAAAGCAAUUCCUCAAUCAUUUAAAAAGCAUAAAACAAUAAAGAAGGACUCGGGGUUUUUCAAGGAGAGCAGUUCCCCAGCUGGCCACACUGCGGUAGCAAUGUUAUCAUCACAGAAACGGCACUGGAAGGCAGAGAGGACUCUUCUGACCUCUACAGUCAAAUUCAUCCCUAAAAUUGAAAUAAUCCCUGAA